CUUGUUUGAAAAGUUUUUGUUUUCUUUGACUGGAUUUUAAUUACAUCAGCGAACAUAUCAACAGAUUAAUCAUCGUGAUAAAGAGUUUCUAAACUUCAUCGAAUCAAAGGCGCACAUGAAGCUGAAGUCCAACAGUUCACGCGAGUCAAACAUUAACUCAGACAAACGCGCGUGUUGCAACUUCAUAUAGACGCGACUCUACAAACAACACGAGAGAAUAAUGGCGACAGCACGGUCUCUACAUAAUAUCCUCAAGAGACAGCAGCAUUUCCUUAACAAGGUGCAUUCAACAGGGCUGGCCAGAGGCUUUGCGAAUAAAAGUGAUGAAGGCUGGUUGAGUUCCAUGUUUGCACACAAAGUGGAUGCCAGGAAAGAUGCCCACUCCAAUCUGCUCUCCAAGAAAGACACCAGCAACCUCUACAAGAUUCAGUUUCACAAUGUCAAGCCGGAAUGCAUGGAGGCAUACAAUAAAAUGUCGGAUGAGGUACAGAAAGAACUUCAUCGGGAUGCAGAUUAUCCAUGUGAAGUCGUUGGAAGCUGGAACACCUGGUGCGGUGAACAGGAUCAGGCAGUGCAUCUCUGGAGGUAUUCUGGUGGAUAUCCUGCUCUUACAGAGUGUUUGCGCAAACUCAACCGCAAUAUGGCGUAUCUUGCAUUUCGAAAAGAGAGGAGUAAAAUGUUGAUCUCCCGAUGCAACCAGCUUCUUCUGGAGUUUAGUUUCUGGAAUGAGCCUGCGCCCAGAAGCGGCCCCAACGUUUAUGAACUGAGAACAUAUCAACUAGUACCCGGAACUAUGAUCGAAUGGGGAAAUAAUUGGGCUCGAGCAAUCAAAUAUAGACAGGAAAACAAUGAAGCAGUGGGUGGUUUCUUCACACAGAUCGGUGAAUUGUAUGUUGUUCAUCAUUUAUGGGCCUAUAAAGACCUGCAGUCCAGACAAGAGACCAGAAAUGCUGCUUGGUUAAAAGAAGGCUGGGAUGUCAAUGUGCACUAUACAAUGCCUCUUAUCCAGAAGAUGGAAUCGAGAAUUAUGAUCCCCAUGGAACAUUCACCUCUGCAGUAAAAUCAACAGUGUUUCACCUGUGAUGAUACCAAAUACACAAUCCACCAGGAGAUCUACUGUUCUGACUUUACUCAAACACAUCUGAAGCAGAUGAUCACAGUCUUCAGGUCCUCUUGAAGUAGACAGCAAGUAGACUGCAAGAAGGCAAAAGUGUGCCAGUGUUGAAGCCAAUCUGAGAACUACUACAAUCUGACAGACCCCAGUGCCUUUGUGUGAGACUGUUAAAGUAUAUAUAUAAUUAAAAAAAUUACAGUCUUGUUUUUAGUCAUCAUUCUCCUUUCUGAUGCAUCAUUUGGCCUGUUGGAGUGCUUGAGGAAACUGCCUGUCAGCAUAGCUCUUUAUCUACAAUUAAAAGAAAUGUGUUCAAUUUAACGCGUUUAUCAGAAUACUUCAUUUUAAUGUUGUAAAAUUUAAAACUCCAGUUUAGGAUAAUAAAUUACGAAAUAA
Sinocyclocheilus rhinocerous is the source of this 1507-nucleotide messenger RNA. Its product is annotated as protein NipSnap homolog 1-like. Bases 221 to 1060 code for a protein of 279 amino acids. Gene Ontology annotation, cellular component: mitochondrion. The transcript has 10 exons. Lineage: Eukaryota; Metazoa; Chordata; Actinopteri; Cypriniformes; Cyprinidae. The record is from RefSeq and is a predicted model, not a curated record.